This is a messenger RNA of Dendronephthya gigantea, 2264 nucleotides long. Its product is annotated as fibroblast growth factor receptor 1-like. Gene Ontology annotation, biological process: cell surface receptor protein tyrosine kinase signaling pathway; multicellular organism development; protein phosphorylation. Gene Ontology annotation, cellular component: signaling receptor complex. NCBI's taxonomy places the organism in Eukaryota, Metazoa, Cnidaria, Anthozoa, Malacalcyonacea, Nephtheidae. Gene Ontology annotation, molecular function: transmembrane receptor protein tyrosine kinase activity; ATP binding; calcium ion binding. The record is from RefSeq and is a predicted model, not a curated record. Bases 117 to 2246 code for a protein of 709 amino acids. The transcript is spliced from 16 exons.
AUAUUUUGUCGGAAAUCCGCGAUGUAUUUAAAAUACCAAAUAACAAGUAUCCGUGAAGAGUGAUCAGCAAAAUCAUUGCACAAAUUCUUUGACUCCGUACUCCUUCUCCAAGAAAGAUGAACUUAGCCGUUGUAUAUUCCACAUUAUUUUUGGCAGUACUAAUUGACGGGAAAAGUUUUCCAAAAUGCUCAAACACAGUUCCGCUUAAUAAAAACAUAUUCGGCACAGUUGCCUUCAAACCAGGCGAUAUAGUGCUUCCGGGAACAAACAUGACUGUUCUUUGCGUCGGAACUGAGGGAAAAGCACCGAUAACGUCGAGACAGGCUGAUUAUGAAAUUGCUCGGAUCGACAUCUUUGGUCCAGAUGGUGGUCAUCUGCGCAGAUGUACCGUAGAUUUCAAUAAACUUCAAGCUUGUCAUUAUAUUAUAAAUGGAGUGAAAAACCUUGGUAACUUUCAAUACAGCUGUGCAUUCGUUGCACGGAACAGUGCGUUUAGUUGUCUUGCAGAGAAGAAUUUGUCAGUCGUUGAAAACGUUUGCCAAGCAAAACCAUGCGACAAGAAUGCUAUUUGUAAGAACACGGCAACUUCAUUUGAAUGCAAAUGUAAACAAGGAUUCAAUGGAGAUGGAAAAAACUGCACAGCUAACAGAGGGUGUAACUCAACUCCAUCACCAUGCCAUGAAAACGCAAUUUGUGAGAAUACGAUUAAUUCAUUCCAGUGCAAAUGUGUGCCUGGCUUUACAGGAGAUGGCAAGAUUUGUACAGAACUACGGCAGUGUGGCGUCAAUUCUGUUUGCAAUACCAAAGACGAUCCUGUAAAUUGCCUGCUGCUAAAUCAAACAGUUCGCUGUAAAUGCAAUGGAAAUUUAAUUGGAAAUGGAACGCAUUGCUUGGAACCAGUGAAUAAUAUUCCAAAUGCUUUCAGCAGUAAAGGCAAUACAACUAAAGUCAUUAUCGCUGUCGUUGUUCCAACUUUUGUUUUACUUGCCGGGCUUCUCAUUGCUUACUGGCUUUACCGAAAACAAAGAAACGCACGGCAGGAAGAGGUAUUCAAUAGCCCUAUACACGAGUUAAACAAAGCACGAAAAGCCUCUAAAGACAACAUGGACAUUCUAUUUCCUGAACACCCAAAGGAUGUAGACAGUUCCCCAAGGAGAAGACUACCAUCCAUUCACGAACAUAACAGUAAAGAAGAAAAAGAGGAAGAAGAAAUCAUGUCCUACAUUUGUGUUUUGGACGACUGGGAAAUCAAAAAGGAUGAUCUGACAAUUCUAAAUAAGAAGUUGGGUGGAGGAUGUUUUGGUGUUGUGAAGAAGGGACUGUACACAAAGAAAGAGAACGAUAGAGAAUUUGUGGCUGUUAAAAUGCUAAAAGACGCACCAUCGGCGGCAGACCGCUCGGAUCUCUUAAUGGAGCUAUUUAUUUUGAAAGAAGUUAACAAAACUCCACAUGAAAAUGUCAUAAAACUUAUUGGGGCGUAUACCAGCGCAGAACCUAUCCUGGUAUUAACGGAGUUUUGCUCACGUGGGAAUCUGCGGUAUCUACUAAAAAAUAGUCGAGUGUCAGUGACUGAUGACAAUAACGAAGACAUAUCACAAUACAAAAAUGUUUUUUCAACAUUAAGCCACAGAAAACUACUUCAGAUUGCUGUUGAUAUAGCAUGUGGAAUGAAACAUUUGGCUGCAAGUCAGUUUGUUCAUAGGGAUCUCGCAGCAAGGAACAUUCUCAUUUCAGCCAACUAUGAGGCGAAAGUGUCUGAUUUCGGUUUGGCCAGGCCGAUCACUGGGGUCGAACAAAUGUAUGUCAAGUCAAACAGAAAUUUAUUACCGGUGAAAUGGAUGGCAGUUGAAUCACUUACACAAGGAAUAUUUCGAACUUCAAGUGAUAUGUGGGCAUACGGUAUUGUACUCUGGGAAAUCACAACAUUAGGGAAGGAGCCGUACCCCGAUAUCUCCCCUUUCGAUACAUUCACCUUUGUCACAUCAGGAAAUCGUAUGGAGCGACCUCCUCAUUGCUCAGAAGAACUGUAUGGCAUAAUGAGAAAAUGUUGGGAACACGAUCAGAAAGACAGGCCAUCAUUUGAAGAAGUCCAUGAAGAAGUCAAGGAAAUGUUGGAUGAGACCGAUGACCGAAUGUAUAUAAAUGUUAUUGAGAUGGACGAGGAAAGUCGCAAAGAAUUGACUGUUCUUGAAGAUCGCAGGAUCAGUGUUGAAAGUAUGAAAGACUUACGUUAUACCGAAGGAUAGAAGAAAUUACAAGAUAUU